CUUUCUUCCCAAUACCAAAGCAAAACCAGAACAAAAGAAAUGGACGCAAUUGAUUCAGUUUUUGAUCCGCUAAGAGAAUUCGCUAAGGAUAGUGUUCGUCUUGUCAAGAAAUGCCACAAGCCCGAUCAAAAAGAAUUCACGAAGGUGGCGUUUCGUACAGUGAUCGGAUUUGUGGUCAUGGUAUUCGUAGGUUUUUUCAUCAAGCUCAUCUUCAUCCCCAUUAACAACAUUAUUGUUGGAUCUGGUUAG
Messenger RNA from Hibiscus syriacus, 249 nucleotides. RefSeq names its product protein transport protein Sec61 subunit gamma-like. The record is from RefSeq and is a predicted model, not a curated record. Gene Ontology annotation, biological process: post-translational protein targeting to membrane, translocation; protein targeting. The transcript has 2 exons. Gene Ontology annotation, cellular component: Ssh1 translocon complex; membrane. NCBI's taxonomy places the organism in Eukaryota, Viridiplantae, Streptophyta, Magnoliopsida, Malvales, Malvaceae. Bases 40 to 249 code for a protein of 69 amino acids. Gene Ontology annotation, molecular function: transmembrane protein transporter activity.